This is a messenger RNA of Sesamum indicum (sesame), 2377 nucleotides long. Lineage: Eukaryota; Viridiplantae; Streptophyta; Magnoliopsida; Lamiales; Pedaliaceae. The record is from RefSeq and is a predicted model, not a curated record.
CAUUGUGGACCAGAGUGGUCAUCAUAAUCAUCUUCUCCAACCCCAGUCAAACACGAUACCCUCUCUGCUAUUUCCACUGAGAUACAAAAGAAAUCAUACGCAAGAAAAAUCAGUCAAAGACCUUGUUAGCUGUUAUUGUCAUAACCCACUUCUAUUCAUUCCCAUUUUACCAACGAACCCAGAAAAAGACUGCUUCAAAACCAACCCUCCGGAGAUAGGAAAGAAUGCAUCGUCAUUGACCCUCCAUUUUCCUCCAUCCCAAGCUAACUCCAGUGCCAUGAAUCGUCGUAUUCUACACGAUAGAUCUGUUUUCCUUGUUCUACUGUUGGUUUCCCUGCUGCUCUCGUUUUCCUUUGGGGAAGAUGAUACCAGGUGCUUGCAAGAAGUGAAGAAGUCGUUGACUGACCCGGAAGGCAAGCUCAAUUCCUGGGUGUUUUCCAACACUACAGUCGGGUUCAUUUGCAAAUUCGUCGGCGUUUCGUGUUGGAAUGACCGGGAAAACAGGCUUAUUGGUCUGGAGCUCCGGGAUUUCAGUCUCACGGGUAGUAUUCCGGAUUCUCUUCAGUUUUGCCACAGCCUCCAGACCCUAAAUCUCGCUGGCAACUCUCUCUCCGGUUCGAUCCCUCCGCAAAUCUGCACUUGGCUGCCCUAUUUGGUUACUCUUGAUUUGUCGCAGAAUAGUUUGACCGGUCAAAUACCGGAGGAUCUGGCUAAUUGUUCGUAUUUGAAUAACUUGAUUCUAGAUGAUAAUAAGUUGUCUGGGAAUAUCCCAUAUCAGCUUUCGACCUUAGGGAGGUUGAAAAAGUUCUCUGUCGCGAAUAAUGAUUUAUCCGGGAGAGUGCCGUCUUUCAAUUAUGAACUGGAGCUUGAUUUUGGUGGGAAUAGUGGGCUUUGCGGCGGCCCUUUGGGCAAAUGUGGUGGAUUGACUAAGAAGAGUAUGGCGAUUAUUAUUGCGGCGGGGGUUUUUGGUGCCGCCGCUUCAUUGUUACUGGGAUUUGGUUUGUGGUGGUGGUACUUUAUGAGGUCGAAUAAGAGGAGCAAGAAAGGUUAUGGGAUUGGACGAAGAGAUGAUGGGAGUAGUUGGGCUGAUAUAUUACGAGCUCAUAAGCUUACACAGGUUAUCCUGUUUCAAAAGCCACUUGUUAAGGUUAAAUUGGCUGAUUUGUUGGCUGCAACAAACAAUUUUAGCGUGCAGAAUGUUAUCGUCUCCAGUAGAAUGGGGACGACUUACAAGGCUGUCUUGCGGGAUGGGUCGGCGCUUGCCAUUAAGCGGCUCAGUGUGUGUAAAAUGGGGGAGAAACAGUUUAGGAUGGAGAUGAAUAAGUUGGGGCAGUUGCGGCAUCCAAAUUUGGUGCCACUACUGGGAUUUUGCUUGGUGGAGGAGGAGAAGCUCUUGGUUUAUAAGCAUUUGUCGAAUGGGACUCUGGGUUCCAUGUUGCGUGGCAAUGCUGCUGUGUUGGAUUGGCCGACUAGGUUUAGGAUAGCACUGGGGGCUGCAAGAGGGCUUGCUUGGCUUCACCAUGGAUGUCACCCUCCGAUCCUGCACCAGAAUAUUAGCUCGAACGUGGUCCUUCUUGAUGAGGAUUUUGAUGCUAGGGUAAUGGACUUUGGUUUGGCAAGACUUCUGACCUCAUCAGAAUCGAAUGAGAGUAGUUUUGUCUAUGGGGAUUUAGGUGAAAUUGGAUAUGUUGCUCCAGAGUACUCGAGCACUAUGGUUGCUUCAGUAAAGGGGGAUUCUUACAGUUUUGGAGUGGUACUUCUGGAGCUGGCAACUGGGCUAAAACCUCUUGAUGUUAGUACUGUUGAUGAAAUGUUUAAGGGUAACUUAGUGGACUGGGUAAAGCAGCUUGCUGGUUCUGGUCGAAUUAAAGAUGCUCUUGAUAAGCGGUUAUGUGGGAAGGGCCAUGAUGAGGAUAUUGUGAGGUUCUUGAGAAUCGCUUGUAAUUGUGUUGUUUCUCAGCCCAAGGAUAGGUGGUCCAUGUAUCAAGUUUAUGAAUCACUGAAGAGCAUGGCUGAGGAACAUGGUCUCUCAGAACAUUAUGAUGAAUUUCCGCUGCUGUUUGGGAAACAAGAGUCAACAAGUCCCCUAUAACUGGGAGCAGAAGCAUGAGAUGUAUGCUUGAUAGUUGAAAUUAAUCUUGCACUCUUGCAGCAUGCGGUGGUGAGUUAUGACAAGCAAAUCGUGUGAAUCUAUGUUUAUUUGCUUACUGCGACAUAUCCUACUCUUCCUGAAUAUAUUUGUAUAAUAGCUGAGCUGCAUAAAUUGUACUGGAGGCAUUCUUAUUGUUCGUUUCAGUUGUAACAAAAUCUACUCUGUUGGUUCAUAUCAUCUGUUAUUUGCUCUUCUGAUGCUAUCUUUUUAAAUUCUUGUUGAGAA